Biomphalaria glabrata is the source of this 545-nucleotide messenger RNA. RefSeq lists its product as uncharacterized. Bases 174 to 530 code for a protein of 118 amino acids. The transcript is spliced from 4 exons. Lineage: Eukaryota; Metazoa; Mollusca; Gastropoda; Planorbidae. The record is from RefSeq and is a predicted model, not a curated record.
UUGAUCUAUGUAUAACCCAUAAUAAGGCCCUAAUUACGAGGAAUGCUGGAACAGAUAUUUACCACACUUGAUUCUAAUCUGCGUAAUCGAAGACAAUGCAUUCUUAUACGCUGUAAUAAUAGUGUUGGAUUGUUAUUAUGAUUAUAUAAUUUUUUUUAACAAUUAUUUUGAUUAUGUUAAUAUUCCAUCAUCAGAUAUCAUUUAUUGAACUUGUACAGUUCAUUGAAGCUCAUGGAAUAAAGAUGCAGGCGAAAUUCCAGGGUUCUAGAAGAACAGAAGUGAAGAAUCUGUCUCAGUUUUUUUCAGCCGUGGGAAAUACUCUAAUGUCCAAUCUGGCAUACCUGUUUCUAAAGGAAAAUGAUGAAGACCGAACUGUUGGUAUUAAUACUGGACAUAUUCAAACACUUGACUAUAAUUUAGAAACAGCUGAUAAAGAAUUUGUCAUUCAGCGUGGAUAUAAUGCGACCAAAGCCUUUCUACAAUACUACGUCGUACAAAAUACACAAACUAAGAAGAAGCCGAGACAAUAAACCAGCCAAGAAAAG